AGAGAGGAAGAGGAGGAGUGGACAUAGUUUGGACCAACUUCUGUGUCACUUUUCUGACACUCAACCCAGCACCGAGCCGCGCGAGAGGACCGCACGGACUCCUGCACAGCGCGCGCGCGAGGCACCACAUCAGAGACCCGGCCGGACGAAAUGAAGCGCCUCGUGCUUCUCGCGCUCGCGGCCGCGUUGCUAUGGCAGUGCUGCCACGGCCAGCAGAGAGGACUGUUCCCAGCUGUGUUGAAUUUGGCGACUAUGGCCGAUAUAUCAGCCAAUGCCACCUGCGGUUCAAAGGAGCCAGAAAUGUUCUGUAAGCUGGUGGAGCAUGUACCAGGUCAGCCCGUGAGAAACGCCCAGUGUCGCGUCUGUCACCAAAAGAGUCUAAAACCAUCAGAGCAUCAUCCCAUACGGUACGCCAUAGAUGGAACCAACAAUUGGUGGCAGAGUCCCUCUAUUAGCAACGGGAUGGAGUACCACUAUGUGACAAUCACACUGGACCUGAAACAGGUUUUCCAGAUCGCCUAUGUGAUCAUAAAGGCCGCCAACUCACCUCGCCCAGGUAAUUGGAUCUUAGAGCGCUCGAUAGACGGCGUGACCUUUGAGCCCUGGCAGUACUUCGCCAUCACAGACACAGAGUGCCUGACGAGGUUCAACAUAUACCCACGGACUGGACCUCCGUCCUACACCAGAGAUGAUGAAGUUAUCUGCACGUCGUUCUACUCCAAGAUUCCCCCACUGGAGAAUGGAGAGAUCCACACGUCUCUGAUCAAUGGCCGGCCCAGCGCUGACGACCCCUCCCCGACCCUGCUGAACUUCACCUCCGCCCGCUACAUCAGGCUGGUGUUCCAGCGAAUCAGGACGCUCAACGCCGACCUCAUGACGCUGACCCUGCACGACCCCAGAGACGUCGAUCCCAUCGUGACGAGACGGUACUACUACUCCAUUAAGGACAUCUCCGUCGGAGGGAUGUGUAUCUGUUACGGCCACGCCAAAGCCUGCCCACUCAACGCCGAUACAAAGAAGUUCAGCUGCGAAUGUGAACACAACACGUGCGGGGAGAGCUGUGAUCGUUGUUGCCCGGGUUACCACCAGCAGCCCUGGAUGGCAGGAACCUUCCUCACUCGACACGUUUGCGAGAAGUGUAACUGCCAUGGAAAGGCAGAGGAGUGCUACUUUAAUCAGACAGUAGCAGACCUGACGCUCAGCCAGGACGUCCACGGUCACUACAAAGGGGGCGGAGUCUGCAUCAGCUGCCGUGACAACACAGCCGGCAUCAACUGUCAGAGCUGCAUUUCUGGAUACUACAGACCUACUGAGGUGAGCGCUGAGGAAGACGACCCCUGCAUCCCCUGCUCAUGUGACCCGCUCGGUUCUGUCAGCCGAACAUGUGUCGCCGAUUCAAGCCAAGCGAAUCCCAGCCAGCCAGCGGGGUCAUGCUGGUGUAAGGAGGGUUUUGGGGGUCCGCGAUGUGACAGGUGUGCUGUCGGUUAUAUGGGCUACCCGUCUUGUCAGCGCUGUAACUGCAGCGUGGAAGGGAGCGCGAACGCUGACCCAUGCAUAACACCCUGCGUGUGCAAGGAAAACGUGGAGGGGGAGAACUGUGACCGCUGCAAACUCGGUUUCUACAACCUGCAAGGCGACAACAGACGCGGCUGCGAGAAGUGCUCCUGCAUGGGCGUGGCCAGUCUGUGCUCUGCCUCCACGUGGACCUAUCAGAACGAGACCAGUCUGACAGGCUGGCACCUGGUUGGAGAGAGUGGAGGGAGAGUGUGGUCCGUCCACAGGGAGACGCCGCCGUAUCUGAGCGUGCGACACCUGGACGUGGUGAAUGACCUGGGCUCAGCCUAUUACUGGAACGCACCUGGACUAUACCUGGGAAACAAGGUUUCAGCCUAUGGAGGGAGUGUUGUCUUCACUGUGUCUUACACCACAGACCAAAAAGAGCAAAGGGCCAUCAGAGUGACCUCAGAACCUGACCUAAUCAUAGAGGGAGGCGGGAUGAAGAUUAUUGACAAGAGGUUUGGCCAGCCGGUGUACCCGUUCUCACCCAGCACCAGUCACAUCGUCCUCCUCCCAGAGAACUUCCUGGUUUCAGAGACUGCGCAGCCGAUUAGUCGAAGGGACUUCCUGUCAGUGUUGGCCAGUGUGACCAAAAUAAUGGUCAGGGCCUCUUACAGCACGGAGCCCAGCGCUGUUUACAGACUCCGCUCGUUCUCGAUGCAGGUAGCAAAUCCGGCUGCGAGAGGAGAGAGGAGAGCAUCAGCUGUGGAAAUGUGUUCUUGUCCUCCUGGAUAUGCUGGAACUUCCUGUGAGACGUGCGUCCCUGGGUUUCGCAGAGUCAACGGGAACCUGUAUAACGGCGUGUGCGAACCCUGUCGCUGCCACGGACACGCGUCGCAAUGCCACGAGGUCACGGGACACUGCCUGGACUGCUCCCACAACACGGCCGGCCCCCACUGUGACACCUGUCUACCUGGUUACUACGGCAACGCCACCCGCGGGUCACCGGCCGACUGUCAGCCCUGCGCCUGCCCGCUCAAUCUUCCCAGCAACAACUUCAGCCCGACCUGCCGCUUAGGUGAAGACGGGGAGUUGCUGUGCGACCAGUGUCGGCCCGGCUACACGGGGCCACGGUGCGACAGAUGUUCCAAUGGAUACUACGGCCAGCCCACCGUACCGGGGGGAUCCUGCCAGCCCUGCGAUUGCCAUGGCAACCUGGACUUAUCCAUACCUGGCAGCUGCGAUCCAACCACGGGCCAGUGUCUGCAGUGUCGCCGGGGUUAUGGUGGCGGAGCUUGCGACAGCUGCGCUGAAGGUUACUACGGAGACGCCAUCACAGCGAAAAACUGCCAACCCUGCCAGUGCCACAGCAAUGCUUCUCUGUCUGACGUCUGCAACAAGGAGAACGGGCAGUGCCAGUGCAGAGAGAACUCAGUGGGACGACAGUGUGACGAGUGCAUGCCUAACUGCUGGUGGGACGCGGAGCUUCAGGAGUGUAUGCCCUGUCGCUGCAGCCGCCACGGAUCCAUGUCCCAGCGCUGCGACGUCGAGGGCCGCUGCAUCUGCCGGCCCGGCUUCGUGGGCCGCCGCUGCGACCUGCGCCGGCAGAGCUACGAGAGGCGGGAGACGCGGCGGCCCGUGGAGCGCGUCCCCGUGGACGUCGUGCAGCAGAGAUGGGGCGGGUUUUCGCGCUCGGGGGGUUGUCCCAGGGGCGCUUACAAGCCUAAGACGGGGCCUCAGACUCACCACAACGCCACAGGAGUGUGCGUCCCGUGUCACUGCAACUCGUUUGGUUCCAAGUCGUUCGACUGCGACGAGACGGGCCAGUGUCGGUGUCAGCCGGGCGUCUCCGGACCCAAAUGUGACCGAUGCGGGCGAGGGUUCUUCAACUUCCAGGAGGGCGGCUGCACACCCUGCGAGUGCAGUCACGUGGGGAACAACUGUGAUGCCAGCACAGGGCAGUGUAUCUGUCCUCCAAACACUAUCGGUGAGAGGUGCGACCGCUGUGCCCCCUACCACUGGGGCCACGACAUCGUAACUGGAUGCAAGGAGUGUGGCUGCAGCGUGAUCGGCUCAGUGACCCAGCAAUGCAACGUGAACACGGGCUGCUGCUCCUGCCACGACUCCUUCCGAGGAGAGAAGUGCAAUGAAUGUCAGAUUGGACACAGAGACUUCCCCCAGUGCAUCCGGUGCGAGUGCAGCAUCGCGGGAUCGGACAGCCUGACCUGCGACCUGGAGAGAGGAGUGUGCGGAUGUGCCGACCGGACGGGAAAAUGCAGCUGCAAGGAAAACGUGGCGGGAGACAACUGUGAUCGCUGUAAACCAGAUAUGUUCGGGCUGUCGGUGCGAAACCCGCUGGGCUGCAGCAAGUGUUACUGUUACGGACUGACGCACUCCUGCACUGAGGCACAAGGACUCAUCAGGAUGUGGCUAACACUGAAGCCAGAGCAGACAGUGCUCCCCCUGGUGGACAAGUCCAACGCCGUGGAGACGAGGAGGGGAGUCAGCUUCCAGCACCCGGAGAUCCUGGCUCAUUCAGAGCUGGUCACGUCAACUCUGUCUGAACCGUACUACUGGAAACUGCCGGAUCAGUUCACAGGCUCUAUGAUCACGGCGUAUGGUGGACAGCUGAAAUAUGCCGUGUACUACGAGGCCAGAGAGGAAACCGGUCCUUCCUCCUACGAGCCUCAGGUCAUUAUCAAGGGAGGUCCCAACCAUAAUAUGGUGAUGACGCGUCACAUACCUGGACUCCAGAUUGGUCAGCUCACCCGGCAUGAGAUCGACAUGACAGAGCACGAGUGGAAGCACGCAGAUGGCACAUCUAUGACUCGGGAGGACUUCAUGGACAUUUUAUUCUACGUGGACUACAUCCUAAUUAAAGCGUCUCACGGAAACCUGAUGAGACACAGCCGUAUUUCAGAGAUCAGUCUAACAGUGGCUGAAGAAGGCAGACCCACCAGAGAAAGUGAGAAAGCUCAUCAGAUAGAAAAGUGCGACUGUCCGGCUGGAUACUCUGGACUCUCCUGUGAGGAGUGUGCAGCAGGUUUCUACCGCCUUCGCGCCGGCUCCCAAACAUCUGCUCCGGCGUCCAGAGCGCCCACCGCUACCGGCAUGGGCAGCUGUGUUCAGUGUCAGUGCAGCGGGCACUCUUCCACUUGUGACCCAGAGACAUCCAUAUGCCAGAACUGUCGAGACAACACGGAGGGCGAUCUGUGCGAGCGCUGCGCUCCGGGUUUCUACGGCGUGGUCCAAGGUUUCUCUGACGACUGCAAACCCUGCGCCUGUCCCCUGUCUAACCCGGAGAACAAUUUCAGUCCCACCUGCGUGUCAGAGGGAUUCGACGACUACCGCUGCACGGCCUGUCCCGAGGGAUACGAGGGCAAAUACUGUGAGAGGUGUGCCACUGGUUACCACGGUAACCCGAGGAUGCCCGGCGGCCGCUGCGAGGAGUGUAAGUGUUCCCCGUGGGGGGCGUUGCCCGGACCGUGCGACCCUGUCACGGGCCAGUGCCGCUGCAGGGUCGGGACGUCGGGGACGUCGUGUGACCAGUGCAUGGGAAGGCAUGUGUGUGGAGCGUCCGGGAUCAUCUCCUGUGAUGACGACUGCUCGGGUCUGUUGAUCAGCGACAUGGACAGGCUGUAUCGCAUCAUCACCGACGUCACCCUGACCACGCCCCUCCCACCACCUUAUAAGGUGUUGUACCGCUUUGAGAACAUGACGGAGGAACUCAAGCACAUGCUAUCGCCUCAGAAAGCUCCGGAGAGAUUACUGCAACUGGCCGACUCCAACCUGGGUUCGCUGGUGGUGGAGAUGGACCAGCUGCACAGCAGGGCCACUAAGGUGUCUGCUGACGGAGAACAGGUCGAGGACGAUGCUGACAGGAUUCAUAAACGAGCCGAGGACCUGGAGCAGUUCAUCAGGGAUACACUGCUGGGAGCUAAAGACCUCCAGUCGAAGGCUGCCGAGCUGAACCAGACUCUCUCGCGGAGAGACGGAACUCCAGACAAAAGCCUGAGUGAGAUGAAGGAGGAGAUCCAGGCCAUGCUAGCUGAGAUGAGAAAGCGACAGCUGGGAGGGAAGAGGAGUAUCGCAGAGGAAGAGAAAGAUCUGGCAGAGGAGUUGUAUCAGAAAGUGAAAAGGAUGUUCGGUGACCCUCAUCAGGCCACAGAAGACCUGAAAGCAGAGAUAAAAGGAAAGCUCUCGGACCACGAAGAGAAGCUCCAGGAGGCCCAGGAUCUACUGCAGGAGGCCCAGGGGAAGACGUGGCAGGCCGGCUCACUGGCUGAACAGAACCAGGCGAACCUCGCGUCCCUGGAGAGGAAGCGAUCGGCUGUCAAAGGGGUGAAACAAGAAGCACAGAAGGUCCUCGGAGAAGGAGAGCUUCUACUGGAGGAGGCAAACCAACUUUCUGACGACAUCCACAAGGAGAUGGAGGACUUGGAGGAGAUGAAGACAGAGCUGGGCCCCCUUCAUGACCAGCUGGACAACAGAGUGAGUCGCCUCACCGAUGGCUUGAGUGAUGGCAGCCUGGCCAACCAUGUGAACGACGCAGAGGAACAUGCCAAGCAGCUGAAUGAUUCCGCGACCAUUUUAGAUGGUAUUUUGGCUGAAGCUAAAAACCUGUCCUUCAACGCAACAGCGGCCUUCAAUGCCUAUAGCAACAUUAAAGCCAACGUGGAUGCAGCUGAGAAAGAGGCGAAGGCAGCCAGACAGAGGGCGACCGAGGCGCUGAACUUGGCUUUAGGUCCAUCGGUCCCAGUAAAGGAAGAAGCUCAAGAUGCACUCAAGAAGAGUCACAUACUGCUGAAUAAAGCUAAACAACUUCAAAAUGAUGUCAAAGAGAACGCAGACAGUGUGGCCGGGCUGAAGGGCAGAGUUAAAGCAGCGAGAGACAAAACCAAAGACAUGCUCAAAGCUGUCAAUGGAACCAUGGAAACGCUCAACGCCAUCCCCAACGAUACAGCAGUUAAGCUUGAGGCCACCAAGGCAGUAGCGGCGGAAGCUAACGCCACAGCCAUAGACGUCCUGGAGCGCCUCGGAGAUCUGAACCUGCGACUCGGUGGCCUACAGCGCAACUACAGCGAACUGGAGGACACGGUCAACGCAGCCAAUCAGAUGAUCCAGGAUCCGGAGAAAAACACCAUCAUCCACGCUGCAGGAGCCAAAGUGAAGGACUUGGAGGACGAGGCCGACAGGCUGUUGGAGAAGCUGCAGCCCAUCAAGAUGCUGCAGGACAAUCUGAGGCGCAACAUCUCGCAAAUCAAGGAACUGAUCAACCAGGCCAGGAAGCAAGCUAAUUCAAUCAAAGUAUCGGUGUCCUCGGGUGGCGACUGUCUCCGUAGUUACCGCCCGGACAUCAGAAAGGGGAGGUACAACACCAUCAUCCUUCACGUUAAAACCACCACCCCCGAUAACCUGCUCUUCUACCUGGGAUCAGCCAAAUUCGUUGACUUCUUGGCCUUGGAGAUGCGUAAGGGGAAGGUGAAUUUCCUUUGGGACGUGGGUUCAGGUGUGGGCAGGGUCGAAUACCCCCACCACACCAUCCACGACGGGAACUGGCACCGGAUAGAGGCGUCUCGCAAUGGGUUGAACGGCACCAUAUCAAUAUAUCCUCUGGAAGGCUCUAUGGCUGGUAUGAUGCCGACCCCGGCCAGUGCCAACUCGCCCACGGCCUUCACCAUCUUGGACGUGGACCAGAACGCCUACCUGUUUGUGGGAGGAAUAUUCGGCACCGUCAAGAAAGCAGAAGCGGUAAAAGCAUCAACAUUCACAGGCUGCAUGGGGGAGACUUUCUUGGACGGGAAACCCAUUGGUCUGUGGAACUACAGAGAGAGACAAGGGGACUGUAAAGGAUGUGUCGUCAGCCCCCAGCGUUCAGACAUCGAGGGGACGGUCCAGCUGGACGGUGAAGGCUAUGCUGCCGUGGGACGACCCACCAGGUGGAACCCCAACGUUUCCACCAUCACCUUCCAGUUCCGCACCUUCUCCUCUGAUGCUCUGCUCAUGUAUCUGGCUACUGAAGACAUGAAAGACUUCAUGUCCCUGGAGCUGUCGGGAGGUAAAGUGAAGGUGAACUUUGACCUCGGAUCAGGAGUUGGCAGCGCCACGUCAGCCAUCCGCCACAAUGACGGACGCUGGAAAUCCCUCACCAUGUCGAGGAACAAGAAGCAAGCCACGGUGACCGUAGUGGACGUCGACAACAGCGCUGUAGAUAAGAUAGUGGCCACAUCUCAGGGUUCAGCUACGGGUUUGAACCUCAAGGAAAAACAGAAGAUCUAUUUUGGAGGGCUGCCAACUAUCGGAAACUACAGCAUGAAAGCCAGAUCUGAGGUCAAUCUGAAGAGGUAUUCAGGUUGUCUACGGGAGAUUGAAAUCUCCACAACUCCAUAUAAUCUCCUCAGCAGCACCGAUUACACUGGAGUCACGAAAGGGUGUUAUGUCGAGAACCUGUACUCGGUCAGCUUCUCUAAACCAGGCUACAUGGAGCUGAGCGGACUGGUGCUGUCGGUCGGCACUGAGAUCAGCUUGUCGUUCAACACCCUGGCGGACACUGGGACCAUCCUGCUCGCAGUGGGCGGAGCUUCACCCAUCAACCCUAAGGCCCGCAGCGCCAACCUCUUGAACUCAAAGAGGAGGAGACGCCAGUCGGGGGAGCCCUACCUCUCAGUCAUGCUGAACAAAGGCUCUCUGGAGGUCCUGGUGUUUACCGGCAGCCACAGUCCGCGUCGUGUCAUCAGACGACCUGAGCAAGGCAUACUGAAUGAUGGCAAAGAGCACUUGUUGCGCAUAGAGAGGCUGCCUGGCAGAUCAUUUUCAGUACAGGUGGACGAGGAGGCCAAGAGGGAGGCGCCGCUUAACAACGACCAGCCAAUGAACUUACAGCGCAUCUUCCUCGGUGGUAUUACCGCACAAGUGGAGCAGACAACCAGCAAAGCCAACGUCCCGUUCAAAGGAUGUAUCUGGAACCUCAUGGUCAACUCUGUACUGUCAGAUUUCUCCCAGCACAUUUCCUUUGAGAAUGCUGAAAUUGGCCAUUGCCCCUACCUCGGCCCACCUCCACCUUUCGUGUUAGAGGAGGAGGAGCCGGUGAAGGAGAAGGAGAAGGAGAAGGAGAAAGAAAAGGAGGGGUCAAAGCCAAUCAGUCCACCAACUCCUGCUCCUGCCACACCACCUCCAGGUCCUCCUGCUGAGGCCACGCCCCCUGCCCCGCCUGCUGCCGUGCCCACUCCGCCCGCUGCUGUAGCGCCACCUGCUGCCACACAUGAACCCAGCACAGACUUGGAUUCGUGUGCGUCGGCUGUGGCCCCGACAGCGCUGGAGAAAGCCUAUCAGUUUGGCCUGACCAGGAACAGCCACAUGAGCUUCGCCUUCGAUGACACCAAAGUCAGAGACAGGCUGAUCCUGGAGUUCGAGCUGAGGACGAGAGAGGAGUCUGGCCUCGUCCUCUACAUGGCGAGGAUCAACCACGCUGACUUUGUUUCCAUACAGAUCAAGGACGGACAUGCUUGUCUGGGCUAUGAUCUCGGUCAUGGAAACAUAUCCGGCUGCGUCCCCUAUUCCAUCAAUGAUGGCAACUGGCACAAGGUUCGUGUGAGUCGCACCAAGCAGAGGAGUUUAUUUAUGAUUGAUGGGAAAUACAGUAAACAGAUGACGAGCCCAAAGAAGGCUGACCUGUUAGAUGUGGUGGGAGUGGUGUACGUCGGAGGACUGCCCCAAAACUACACCACCAAGAGGAUAGGACCAAUUCUCUACAGUAUCAACGGAUGUAUUCGCAACCUGAAGAUGGUUGGAAGUCCUGUGAUUGCAAAGGGAGCCUCUGCGGCGGUUCUUGAGGACUUUAAAUUCGACAUGGCCACGCCCACCUCAAGUCACAUGGUUGGGAGCUGUUUUGUCGCCACAGAGGCGGGAACCUAUUUCCAGGGCACCGGCUUCCUGAAAGCAGUCGCUUCCUACAGAGUCGGCCUGGACGUGUCAAUUGCAUUGGAAUUCCGAACUAGCAAAACCAACGGCGUGCUUCUCGGCGUCAGUAACCAAGGCAACGAAGGACUGGGUCUGGAGAUAGUCGAGGGCAAGCUGCUCUUCCACGUCGACAACGGAGCCGGGCGAAUCACGGCCGAGCACGUGCCCGACGGGGACGGGUUCUGCGAUGGCCGGUGGCACUCCAUCACCGCCAACAAGCUUCGCCACAGGCUGGUGCUGGUGGUGGACGGGAAGCAGAGCCAGGCCGAGAGCCCCAACGCUCGCUCCAACACCUGCGACACCAGCGACCCCAUCUACGUCGGAGGAUAUCCCGCUGGAGUUCGUCAGGCAGCUCUUUCCACCAGGACGUCCUUCAAAGGUUGCAUGAAGAACCUGAAGAUCACCAAGGCGUCCAAGACCAUGGACGUGCACUUCAACAAGGCUCUGGAGAUUAAAGGAGUCCAGCCUCUCUCCUGUCCUGCUGUCGCUGCGUAGCCGGGGGCACAGAGCGUCUUCCUUUGUUGUCUCCCAUGAGUACUUCCUUAAGGUGCUACACAGAGUUUCUUACAUUACAGGGGGAAAAAAAUCAAGUUUUUGAAGCUGCUCUGGUCAAAUUUACAUGUGAUAAUAAUGCCAGUGUAUAUGUCUAUUAUUAAUACACUUUAUUUAAUGCGACAGUCAAACUUAUACUCCAUCAGAGGGAGAGUUCAGUUUCUUUCUCUGAAAACAAGGCUCUAACCCAAAUAGAAAUCCCAGAAUCUCAUCCCCAAGUGUGUGAAUUCUUUCGUACGGUCGCGACACAAGAGUAUAAAAGAUAAGGUAUUAUUCACCUCAGAGCUAUGAGGCAGCAUCACCCGUCUGGACUAUUAGUGACGUUUUCUCGUUCUUAGCUCAUGGAUAGUAGAGCGACGCUGCUUUCCAGUUUCCAGUUCUCUCAUUUUUCUAACUUGCAUUCAGUGAAAUGUAACUAAAACGGGUGCAUUUCCACUUAAAAUCGUUAUAGUAUUAAAAACGCUUUACUAAAAAAAAAGGUUUAACAAUUAAUGGAGGAGUUUUGGUUAUUAAUCGGCUUCUCAGAAAAUGUUCUACGGCUUAAUCAAAGAAACGAUGGACUGACUGAAUAAAUAAUCAUUUGCUGCUGCUGUAAUAGUAUUAUAGUAUUAUCACAGACGGGGAAACUGAACCCAAAUAAUCCCGUUAAGAGCUCUGACUGUUCAAAAAAAUGUAUCCACCUCUGAACUAAUGUACCUUUAAACAAAGGCAGGAAUUGAAACACCUUUUGUCAGAAUUAGCUUCGCUGGUCUCAGCUCUUUGGGUUUCUACGGCAACAAGACAGAAUUUACUAUUUCUUUUUUCUUUUCCGUUUUUUAACAUUUCUGUGGGUUUCCCUCUGUCCAAACCAAAAUACAAUUAACUAGCAAACACGCUACAUAAAGAAACACGAUUAAGAAAUGUUACUGCUCUUUGGUUUGAUGAAUAUUUGUGAUAAUUACAAAGUUUCAAUGCUUUUCAUAGUUUGUCCACUAAGUUUAUUAAAGUAUUAGUAAUAAGCCCUGUGUUAUGGUUUCAAGCUUAUCUUUUUCUUUUCUUUUUUUAAUGAAAUGUUAAUGUGUGACCAUUAAAUCAGUCGUACUUGUUCCUCUUGAAGAGGCAGACAAGGGUUCUUUGUGAAGUUUUCCCGAUAAUGUUAUUUCACCAUUUAAACAAACCCCUCCAUAGUAAUAUUUUUGUACCUGUGUGAUUGUUCUAGGUUUGUCCUUCAUGAACCUUGUCUCCUAAAGGCUGGACGUGAACAUGUCUUCAGUGAUCUUUUGCUUCUGUUCUUACCUCAUAAGAGGCCAGGGAUCAAGUUUGCUCUAAAUAUGACAACAACAAAAAAUCUGAUUAAGCCAAACAGCAAGGGACCAAAAAUCUAUGCAGGAAACAUGUGAUACAUGAAACACGUUUUGAGGCUCAGACUUUUACAUCAUUUCAGCUUUUUUCCAUCUCAUGAUUGUAGCGUCAGUGAAUUGUUUUAAGGGUCAUGCUAAUAGACAAUGUAGUUACACUAAAGACUCAUAGAGCAUCAACUGGUUAUUUUAUAGGAAACUGAAACAAGAAUUCCUGUAUAUCAUAUUGUAAUACUACAGCUGACGUGAUUAAUAAAAUUGUGGAACAUUUUCACGUCUGCAGGAAUGUUUAGACGACAAGGUUUCUGCAGGACAUUCACUUUGUGCUCUGCAUGGUGUGACUGAAAUUUCUGAAGCGGCUGUUUCUGCAAAUAUAUAUUCCUGCCAGCAUUG
Mugil cephalus (flathead mullet) is the source of this 11738-nucleotide messenger RNA. It is a transcript of the gene lama2, whose product is annotated as laminin, alpha 2. The transcript is spliced from 75 exons. Gene Ontology annotation, molecular function: signaling receptor binding; extracellular matrix structural constituent. Gene Ontology annotation, biological process: axon guidance; cell adhesion; regulation of embryonic development. NCBI's taxonomy places the organism in Eukaryota, Metazoa, Chordata, Actinopteri, Mugiliformes, Mugilidae. Gene Ontology annotation, cellular component: basement membrane. The record is from RefSeq and is a predicted model, not a curated record. Bases 151 to 9951 code for a protein of 3266 amino acids.